AUGUCUUCAGCAUUCGUUAGUGUCAGGAAUUUCUUGCAGAGGGUUGUUCUCGGUGUGGAUACAAAAAAAAAUAUUUACGACGAUGAAAUCAAUAGUGUAGACACGGAACAAAUAAAUGAUGGUGCACCUGUUGAAAAGAAGUCACCUUUAGGGUAUAAUGUUAGCGAUUUUACUGCUUGUUAUUUGAUUAUUGAGGGUGUCAUCGGUACGGGAAUAUUUGCGACACCUGCAACUAUUUUGAAAUCUGUGGGUUCUGUGGGAGCCAGUUAUGUUUUCUGGUGUGUUGGUUUUGUUGUUAAUCAGUUUACAGUACUAAUGUACGUUGAAUAUGUGACGUAUUUCAGAAGAAGAUCGGGCGCUCAAGUUGCAUAUCUUGAACAAGCAUAUCCAAAGCCCAAAUUUUUAGUUCCAGUCCUUUAUGCAGCCGUUUCCGUUACCCUAUCCUAUAUUACCUCGUCUGCCGCAUCUUUUUCUCAAUACGUCUUUGAGGGGGCAAAUUAUAAAGCAACAGCCUGGCAACAACGUGGACUCUCCAUACUUCCAUUGUUUCUUGCCGCUAUAUUUACAACGCUCAGUACAAAGUGGACUUUACGGCUUAAUAGUGUUAUAGGUUGGUGUAAAGUUUGUUUCAUAUUUUUUAUUGCAUUCUCUGGUUUUGCUGCAUUGGCAGGAUCGACAAAAGCGCCAAAAAAUCAUGAUAUCUUCAAAAAUGCAUGGGAAGGAACUACAACAGAUGGUAAUAGUAUUAGUAAUGCUAUUCUUAAAGUUGUUUUUUCUUUUGGUGGUGCUCCUUAUGCUUUUACUGUUGUCGCUGAGACACAUCCUAAAAACACCAUUAAAACAUACAAAUACUUUGUUCCGUUUACAAUGUUCUUGAUAUUUAUCAUGUAUAUCCUCUGUGUGACCGCAUAUUAUGCUGGCAUUGGUAACAAGGCUGAAAUAACAAAUAGUGGUAAUGUGGUUGCUGCUGUCUAUUUUAGAAAGAUAUUUGAGACCGAGGCUGCGGUUCGAGCAAUGUGCGCAUUUGUGGCGCUUUCUUCUUUUGGUCAUAUGAUGACAGCAUUUAUUGCACAUUCAAGAAUCCUAAGAGAAUGUGGAAGACAAGGUGUCCUUCCAUAUUCGCGUCUAUGGACUAGUGUCAAGCCUUUUGGAACACCUCUUCUACCUAUUAUUGUUACCUUGUGCGUCAAUUUAAUUGUUUUGUUGGCCCCUCCACCUGGUGAUGCUUAUAAUUUUAUUGUGGAUUUGGGAACGUACGCUGACGGAAUAUUUACCGUGUUGCUUUCAGUUGGACUUUUUAGAAUUAGACGGCAAAGAAAGAAAAAAGGGCUUGGUUAUAGAGAAUUCCACCUCCCUACAGUAUUGCUUGUGAUUGUUUUAUUGUGGGCUCUCUUUGUUCUUGCAAUGUCAUUUGUUCCUCCUAAAGGAACUCUUAUAGGAAGUGACGUUUCGUUCUUUUAUGCCACAUACCCAAUAACAACGUUUGGUAUAUUUGGCUUGUGUAUACUCUACUACAUUGUAUGGGCGUUGGUUCUUCCUAAAUUUGGAAAAUUUGAGAGAAGAGUUACAUCUUAUGAGUUACCAAAUGGUGAAAGAGGUCAAACUCUUAUCAAGGUUCCAUUGGGAGAGAUUGAGAGUUGGGAUAAGGAGCAUAAUUCCCAGAAGCAAUCUUUAUUUGCCUCCAACUUUGAAGACGAGCCGGAAAGAAGUCUUGAACUUAAUAUCACAGAAGUGAAUGGUAAAAAGGAAGCAACAUCAUGA
This is a messenger RNA of Brettanomyces bruxellensis, 1761 nucleotides long. RefSeq lists its product as uncharacterized. The transcript has a single exon. Gene Ontology annotation, biological process: amino acid transmembrane transport. NCBI's taxonomy places the organism in Eukaryota, Fungi, Ascomycota, Pichiomycetes, Pichiales, Pichiaceae. Gene Ontology annotation, cellular component: membrane. Gene Ontology annotation, molecular function: L-amino acid transmembrane transporter activity. The record is from RefSeq and is a predicted model, not a curated record. The coding region runs from base 1 to 1761 and encodes 586 amino acids.